GGGUGUCGCUGCCCUCAAUCUGAAACAACCAUGAGUCCCAAAAAUGUUGUUUUCAAGAAGAUUUGCAAGGACAAGUCGGUCGGGGUCUACAUGGGGAGACGAGACUUUGUGGACCGUGUGGACUCUGUGGAUCCCGUCGAUGGCGUCAUCCUCAUUGAUCCCGAGGCUCUGCAGGGGAGGAAAGUGUUCGUCACCCUGUCCUGCACCUUUCGCUACGGCAGAGACGACAUGGACGUGAUGGGGAUCGCUUUCCGCAGGGAGCUGUACCUGUCCACUCGCCAGGUGUACCCGCCUCUGCUGGACCGUGAGAAGGGAGUCCACACCACGAUGCAAGCCAAGCUGCUGCGCAAGCUGGGAGACAACGCCCAUCCGUUCUUCUUUGAGUUUCCGGACAACCUGCCUUGCUCAGUGGCUCUGCAGCCAGCGCCCCACGAUGUGGGCAAGCAAUGUGCCGUGGAGUUUGAGAUAAAAGCGUUCAGCGCUGAGAGCCAGGACAGUAAAGUCCAGGGACGGAGCUCGGUGAAGCUGCUGCUCAGGAAGGUCCAGUACGCCCCAGAGAGCAAGGAAGAGGCGCCUUCUGUGGAAACCACCAAGGAGUUUGUCAUGUCGGAGAAACCGCUGCAUGUCAAGGCCAGUCUGGAUAAAGAGCUGUACUACCACGGUGAGGUCAUCAAAGUCCACGUCAACGUUACGAACGACUCUAGCAAAAACAUCAAGAACAUCAUCGUCUCUGUGGAUCAGGUCUCCAAUGUGGUGUUGUACUCCAACGACAGCUACGUCAAAUCCGUGGCCAUCGAGGAGCCGGGGGAUUCAGUGCCUCCUGGAGCGACUCUGACCAAAGUCUACGCUCUGCUGCCCCUGCUGGUCAACAACAGGGAGAGACGGGGCAUCGCUCUGGACGGCAAGCUGAAGCAUGAAGACACAAACCUGGCUUCCUCCACGAUUGUGAAGGAGGGCGUGCUGCAGGAGGUGAUGGGGAUCAUCGUUUCAUACAGAGUCAUGGUGAAGCUCAUCGUGGGAGGGAUGAUGGGAUCAAGUGAAGUCAGCCUGGAGGUCCCCUUCAAACUGAUGCAUCCUAAACCUGACGCAGUGAAGGAGAGCGAGAUGGAGGAGGAGGUGGAGUUCCUGGAGUUUAAGCGAGCCUACCUGAAGGGGAUGAUCGAUGACGAGGAUGAGGAAGGACACGUGUCGGGUGGCGAGGACAUGGCGCCCGCGGAGAAAUAGAGAAGACAGCGGGACUUUGAAUCGCCUCAGUGUGUGAUAGAAAAGUUAUUGAAGGGGCCAUAUGGUGGUUUAGCAUGCUUUGGUAGCACAUACCUAUACUUCACUGUGUAUGCAUUAUUGUUGAUGACCACAAGGGGGCAGAAAAGUCCAAAAGCAAGAAGGAUUCGUUUGUUCUGUUAGUAUUUAGCGAAUUAAAUCAAGCAAAGAGA
This is a messenger RNA of Notolabrus celidotus (New Zealand spotty), 1433 nucleotides long. It is a transcript of the gene saga, whose product is annotated as S-antigen; retina and pineal gland (arrestin) a. The transcript is spliced from 15 exons. Bases 31 to 1224 code for a protein of 397 amino acids. Lineage: Eukaryota; Metazoa; Chordata; Actinopteri; Labriformes; Labridae. Gene Ontology annotation, molecular function: G protein-coupled receptor binding. The record is from RefSeq and is a predicted model, not a curated record. Gene Ontology annotation, cellular component: photoreceptor inner segment; photoreceptor outer segment. Gene Ontology annotation, biological process: G protein-coupled receptor internalization; signal transduction.